Messenger RNA from Zootoca vivipara (common lizard), 3675 nucleotides. Its product is annotated as C-type lectin domain family 2 member D. The record is from RefSeq and is a predicted model, not a curated record. Lineage: Eukaryota; Metazoa; Chordata; Lepidosauria; Squamata; Lacertidae.
ACUUUCGAGUGGGUGCUAUUGUGAAGGCUGCCAAAAACCAAAGCAAAAAACAAGCGCCUGAUCAGAGCGCCACGUAGUGCUUGGAUGUUGAAACGGCCUGUUCCGCUUUCAGUUCGACGUCCUUCUGAGUUUAGGUGGAAUGCUUGCAAUGAGGGAUAAUAAACACCAUGGGUCCCCUGAGAGAACCUUUAUUUUACUGGAACUGUUGUCAUCGCACAUAACCUUAUGCAGAACAGGUUGGAAGACGUUUCUCCAGUUGCCCACCUGAGACACUGAAGACUGGCAUUUUCAAAUGCUGUUCAGACAUGAACCUUGGCAGAUGGGCCUAGAGUAAAAGGCUCGGCCUCAUUUGGCAUGAAGUAUCUGGCGGAAAGUAUCUUUUCCUAUUGGCUCCAUGAAUUUGUGGAAUUAUCUUUGCUGAUGAGUCUGCUGAAUGGCAUCUCUGCAGAAGCAACGCCUUUCUGCUUGGGCUGUGGCGUUUGACCAUCUUGGCUUAUGCAGGGUGAAAGAUCUGCUGGAAGGUGAGACAAAAAUGGGGGAACAUGCCAAUACCUGCGAGCAACCUGUAAACGGAGCAGAACAUGUUAAGUUUUUACCUCAACAGAAUGGAGCAAGUUACAAUUCUGAACAUUUGGAGAGGGGAGAAAUACCUGUUGAUAACAAUUUACCAAAGAAGGCGAAGAAGAAAAAGUAUACUUUUAAAGAUUGGACUGUGUAUUUUUUAAUAGUUUCAUUGUCUAUCUCUGUUAUUGGCAAUAUUUACCAAGGGGUUCGCAAUGGUAUCUUGAUGAAACGCUCACCAACGGAUCAGUUCCCUUCAGGUUAUGACCCCUGCCCUCAGGGCUGGGUUCUGUCAAAACCCUCACCAUCAAAUCGGGACCCUUCCUGUGUCAACCUCUGCCUUCAGGGCUGGGUCAUGCAUCAAGGCUGGUGCUACUAUUUUUCAACUGCUGAGACAACCUGGAACUCUAGUCAGAGCAACUGCUCUUCUUAUGGUGGCUCCCUGACGGCAAUCGAUACUCCAAGUGAAAUGAAAUUUCUACACAGUGAGAAGAAAGCAACUGAUUAUUGGAUUGGGCUACGGAGGGAGGAAGGACAGCUCUGGAAAUGGGCAAAUGGCUCAGAUUUUGACCCAUGGUUUCUAAUUGGAGCAGAUGGCCAGUGCGCGUACUUAAAUGACGGAAAUGUGAGUUCUUCAUGGUGUACAACCAAAAGACACUGGAUAUGCAGAAGACCUAGUCACCAAACUUGAGGAGAGCUCAGAUUCACGACCCUCGCGUGCGCAGAUGCGGGUUGCGAAUGCUGCGGGUUGUGAACGUGCCUCCUGCACGGAUCAUGUUCGCAAAUGAUGGCACUACUUUUUUUCUCAAAUAAUUUUUUAUUCAUUUUCCAAUAUUACAAAAUCACACACAAAAAACCAUUUUUUAAAAAACAUACCAAUUCUUGCAUUUUUUUUACUUAACAUUGUUGACUUCCUCAAUUCCCCCCUCACUGGGUCCAUUUUGAAAUUCCAAUUAAGCAAUUUCCAUUUUAUAUCUUAAAUCAUUCUAACACAUUUUAUCAUUAUCACUCAAAUAUUCUAUUCUAAAAGCACCAUCUAUUCUUCACCAAUAAUUAAUCAAUUUAUCCAAAUCAAAAUUUAUUUUCCCAUCCUUCUAUCUUCUAUUUCUCCCCUUAACCUAAAAUUUAUUCCCAAGAAUUUCCAUAAAUUUAAAUAUUAAUUCUUCUAUUGUAAAGGUGAAGGGGCCCCUGACCAUCAGGGUCCAGUCGUGUCCGACUCUGGGGUUGCGGCGCUCAUCUCGCUCUAUAGGCCAAGGGAGCCGGCGUUUGUCCGCAGACAGCUUCCGGGUCAUGUGGCCAGCAUGACAAAGCUGCUUUUGGCGAACCAGAGCAGCACACAGAAAUGCCGUUUACCUUCCCGCCGGAGCGGUCCCUAUUUAUCUACUUGCACUUUGAUGUGCUUUCGAACUGCUAGGUGGGCAGGAGCUGGGACCGAGCAACGAGAGCUCACCCCGUUGCAGGGAUUCGAACCGCCGACCUUCUGAUCAGCAAGCCCUAGACUCUGUGGUUUAACCCACAGCGCCACCUGGCACUUAAAACUAAUUCAGUCCCCCUUCCCCUGGACUCAGGGUCUCCCAGAUACUUCAGCGAGUUCCAUAAGUCGUUCCAGUUUCGGACCGUCUAAAUCAGGGGUCAUCAGGGGGCCGAUCCACUGUCCCUCAGACCUUGUGGGAUGCCGGACUAUAUUUUGAAAAUAAAUAUGAACAUGCCCCACAAAUAACCCAGAGAUUAAUUUUAAAUAAAAGCCCACAUUCUACUUAUGUAAAAACACCAGGCAGGCCCCACAAAUAACCCAGAGAUGCAUUUUAAAUAAAAGGACACAUUCUAUUCAUGUAAAAACAUGCUGAUUCCCGGACUGUCCGCGGGCCGGAUUUAGAAGGUGAUUGGGCCGCAUCUGGCCCCCGGGCCUUAGUUUGGAACCCCCUGGUCUAAAUCAAUCAAAAACGUACAUCCAUUAUUACCCCUCACCCCACUCCCACCCUGUCCCAGCCUGCCCCCCCAUUCUUCCUUGAUCAUCCCCUGCUGCCACCCCAAUUCUCUAAAUACUGUAGUACAAAACCAUCCAGUUAUAUUUCCACUUUCCAGCCCUAUCUUAAUUCCCCCCCCUUUAAGUUCUGGCCCCAGUAUUGAUCCUGCCCUCCCUCUCUCACUGGGAGGACGUUAUUCCAUGCUGGUUCUUCUUUGGAGACUCUUUGGAUCAGACAUAUGUUCUGCCCCCCCCCCACUGGGGGAACAAUAUUCCAUGCAUCUUCCUCUUCUUUAAAGUCAAUUACAUUGUCCAAGACUGAUGAUUGUUCUUCUUGCUUCUCUUCAUUCUCUAUUAAAAUGAAUCCUUUUUCACUGCCCACACAAUUCUGAUUCCUUUCACGCAUUUCACGCAACUGUAUAUUACUUUCACGCAACAAUAUAUUAUUUUGUCGCAAUUCAUUUCUCAAGUCCAACAGCAAUUCGAAAAGUUCCUUCUGAAAGUCCAGGCCAUCAGGUGAUGUUGUGGCUACAGACAUCCUGUUCAUCUCAGAUUUCAUGAGAACAGAACAGAGCAGGAAGUGAGGCAGAUCUUAUUUCCAAAAACAUCAGGGACCAAGUUUAUAUCUGAACUGGUUAUACUCUGAUUUUUAAUUCUUCUUCGUAUCUUAAAAAUCUUGUGACCAGCAGAUUGCUCAUCGCAAAGAAUUGGAAAAGUGACAAAAUAACAAAUAAGGAGGAGUGGAUUAUAAAAUUGACAACCUAUCAAAAUUUAACAAUAAAAGCGGGAAAGGUGAAAGGCUUGAAAGAAGAAAAAUUAGAAAAAGAUUGGAAAAUGUUUAAACAGGUGGAAAAAGCCAACCUCCUGGCAGAAAUAUAAAAGGCCCAAAGUUAAAGAUGGAAAAAAUAAGAAAAAGUAUGCAUAAUGACAGAGAUGUAUAUAAACCAGAGUAGAGGGAAGACUGGAAGUCACACGAGGUGAAGGGAGGUGAAGGGGGGUAGGGGGUGAGGUGGAGGUAGCUAUUUAUUAUUUGUAUUUUACUAUCUAUAUUUUUUAUGCUUGUUCUGUUCUUUAUCAGUUAUAUAUUUCUGUUAUGUUAAAUUUUUUUCAUGUUUUGUCAUUUGUUCUCAUAUAAGAUUAUUUUAUGA